This is a messenger RNA of Besnoitia besnoiti, 1476 nucleotides long. RefSeq names its product putative ARF1-directed GTPase-activating protein. Gene Ontology annotation, molecular function: GTPase activator activity. Gene Ontology annotation, biological process: COPI coating of Golgi vesicle. Bases 1 to 1476 code for a protein of 491 amino acids. The transcript has 8 exons. The record is from RefSeq and is a predicted model, not a curated record. NCBI's taxonomy places the organism in Eukaryota, Apicomplexa, Conoidasida, Eucoccidiorida, Sarcocystidae.
AUGGACGCGCAAACAGCUUCCUUCUUCAAGCAACUGCGGGAUGAUAGUCCUCAGAAUUUUCGGUGCAUCGACUGUGGUGCGCCAAACCCUCAAUGGACAUCGGUCACGUAUGGCAUUUUCAUCUGCUUGAACUGCUCAGGCAUUCAUAGGAGCUUGGGCGUUCACAUCAGCUUCGUCCGUAGCACAACGAUGGAUGCGUGGAAUGAGAAGCAGAAGAAGAUGAUGAGUUUGGGCGGUAAUGCUCGCUGUAAGGCGUUCUUCGUUGAGCAGGGCAUUGCAGACCUGCCUAUCAAGGAGAAAUAUGCGACGAAGGCUGCCGCCUACUACCGCCAGCUGCUCAAAUCUGAAGUGGAAGGGACUGCGCCGCCUCCUGCCCUUCAAGACGGAGAGGGCAAGGAACCGGAAGCCGGCCUGGUCGCGCCCGGUCGAACGGCGAGCUUCGGAAGCCGAAGCGGCUCGGGCAUUCAUGCAGUGUCGCCGCCGACCUCCAAGUCUUUCGCGGAAACAAUGCGGCAAAUGGCGAACAGCAGAAGCGGCUCGACCGUUGGCCAGGGAGAGGGAGCCGGCGGGGGCAACAGCGACUUUCAGACUCGACGGGAUGAGAACAGUGAUGGCGUUCGGCGCUCUCAGUCAAGCUGGGCGACGGGGUACGUGGGAGAAGGCGGCGCGGGAAUGCUGGAUAGUCUCGGGUCGGGCUUCGUCAACUUCGUGAGUGGCGCAAAAGACUACACCAACAAGGCCAUCUCGACCAUGAGAGGGGAUAACGCUUCACGCGCCGCCGGAGCUCCGGGAGGAGAGGACGAAGCUCCCGCUGGGCCAGGGAUUCUAGAGAAAGCGAAGGACACGCUAACCAGCGGAGGAGAGUGGAUUGCCCAGAAGGGCAGAGACAUCGCAAGCGGUGUGGCGAGCGCAACAAGCGGGCCAUCUGGCAUCCCUCCGCCACCUGAGCUUUCUGCCGAGGGCGUCCCCCUGACACCAGGAGGCGAGGAGGAAGUGCUAAAAUCGGAGGGUUGCCGAGCAGAGGGUGGGAUGCUAGAAGGCAUUAACGCGGGUUUCCAGAACUUUGUUGCUGGCGCGAAGGAGUACACCGCCUCUGCCUACAGCGCUGUGGCCACCAGGGCUGAAGCGGAGACCAACGAGGGGGGCCUCUUCGAUCGGGCAAAGAGCACAUUCCAGUCGGUGUCCGCGAACGUCGCUGGCUGGCUGCCGAGCGGCGGAGGCGAGACGGAAGGAGCUGCGUCCAGCGGGCAAGAACCAUCGCUCUUCUCCUUCAACACUCUAAACAUCUUCCAGCACAAAGGUUCGGGGGAACUUCAUCGAGUGUCCUCCGCUGAUCAUGGCCUGCUCCAGGAGGAAGGCUAUGGUGCCACGGAGGAGACCACCGACCAGCAUCCCCCGUUUCCCAGCCUUGGCUCACAUGGCUCGCGGGAAGGAAGCAGCAUGGCAGCAGCCGCUUCCUUGAACGCAUCGUCAUGA